Molecule: messenger RNA, 2245 nt
Organism: Abrus precatorius (Indian licorice)
Lineage: Eukaryota; Viridiplantae; Streptophyta; Magnoliopsida; Fabales; Fabaceae
Product: CBL-interacting serine/threonine-protein kinase 14-like
Exons: 1
Coding region: 307-1632 (441 amino acids)
Biological process (GO): signal transduction; protein phosphorylation
Molecular function (GO): protein kinase activity; ATP binding
Source: RefSeq, a predicted model, not a curated record
UAACAUCUUUAAAUAGCCACUCUCUUUACCAUCCUCAACUACACCACAUCGAUUGCUCCUCUUUUUCUUUGUCUCGAAAACACUUCAAUUCCACUCAUUCCUUUUAGCGUGUGGUUCUCAAAGUUCCUUACACGAUAAGAUUUAUGCAAAUCCAUUCACAAACUCUACAAUAUCAAAUUCAAUUACUGUUCUCGCAACCCAAAACACAAAUGCAAAUCUACUUCAAUUUAUACUCUCAAUAACUCAGUCACGUGAAUCGAACCAAACCGUUGAGUUAUUUAGAUUAAUUUGUUUCUUGUUUCAACCAUGAGAGAGCCACAGAACGAUGCCGUUUUAAAAGAAUUAACAGAAACAGAGGCAUCCACGACAAAAGAAUUUGAGGUGCCGUCCGGCGUCGUUUUGUUCGGGAAAUACGAACUACAGAGGUUACUAGGCGUUGGUGCAUUCGCCAAAGUGUACCACGCGACGCAAGUGGACACGCGCCAGAGCGUGGCGGUGAAGGCCGUGAGCAAACACAAGGUCCUCAAUGGAGGCUUCGCCGCCAACGUGGAACGCGAGAUCUCCAUCAUGCGCCACCUUCACCAUCCGAACAUCGUUAACAUCUUUGAAGUCCUCGCCACGAAGACCAAGAUUUACUUCAUCAUGGAGUUCGCCGCCGGCGGAGAACUCUUCCACGAGGUCGGAAAAGGACGGCUCACCGAGGACCUCGCCCGGCGGUACUUCCGGCAACUCAUCUCUGCCGUGAAGCACUGCCACUCCCGUGGCGUGUUCCACCGUGACCUGAAGCUGGAUAACCUCUUGAUGGACGAGAACGGGAACCUCAAGGUGUCGGAUUUCGGGUUAAGCGCGGUUACGGAUCAGAUCCGACCCGACGGGCUGUUACACACAGUUUGUGGGACCCCUACUUACGUGGCACCUGAGAUUCUGGCGAGGAGAGGUUACGAUGGUGCCAAGGUGGACGUGUGGUCAUGCGGCGUCGUUUUGUUCGCUCUCACAGCAGGGUAUUUACCCUUCAAUGAUUACAAUAUUACGGUUUUGUACAGAAAGAUUUACCGCGGUCAAUUUCGGUUCCCGAAAUGGAUGUCACAUGAUCUGAGAAAGCUCUUAUCGCGUUUGUUGGACACGAAUCCCGAGACAAGGAUCACCGUUGAUGAGAUCUUUGAAGACACGUGGUUUAAAAGAGGUGAGUACCGGGUCGACCGGGUUUUGCUUAAGGAGUGCGAGUGUGAGGAGAGUCGAACCGGGUUCAAGUCUUUGAACGCGUUUGAUUUGAUAUCGUUUUCGACCGGGUUGGAUAUGUCGGGUUUGUUUGAGGAUCCAAACGGGUCGGAUUUUGUGGAGCGGGUCAUUUCAGGGGAGGAACCGGAGAGGAUCAUGGGGAAGGUUGAAGAGGUUGCGAAGGAUGCCGGGGUGGUGGUGAAGAGGAUGGGGAAUGGUGGUGAAGCCAAGUUGGAAGGGCAAGACGGUAAUUUGCUUGCUCUUCUUGUUGUUUACCGGUUAACGGAUGAGCUGGUGGUGAUUGAAGUGAAGAGAUGUGAAAGAGUGGGAUGUGGCGAAUUGUUAUGGAAAGAUAUAUUGCGACCUUUGCUUCUUGAACUGGCUCAUAAACAGGAAGCGCCGGUCUUCCGGUGACUUCUUAAUAUUCGUCAUGUUGGAAUUUUUUUUGGUAUCUAUAUAUUUUUUUGGGGUACCAAUUUUAAUUCUUGUUGAGAAUGUAUAGAUUGUCGAUUACUUACGGAUUUAGAAGAUGUUUUAUGGAGUUCAUUUGAACUUAUUUUAUAAGUACUAAGGUAACAAAAAAUAAAGAUGUUUUGCUUCAAAUAAAAAAUGUUUGGUUAAAGAUAGAAAGUAACUUAAGACUUUUAUAUCAUUUUUUUAAAAAUUAUUAUAUUUUUUAUGAAAAAUUCAUCUUAAUAAUUUUUUUAUAAAAAAUCUUUGCCUUUUAUUUUGUAAUAAAUUAUUAACAAAUAAAUACUCAAUUAUAGUAACAGUAAGUUAUAGAUUCAUUGGUGAAAUCAAAUAAAUUUUCUUUAAUAUUUUGAUUAAAUAAUAAUUUAAUAAAAUAUUAAAAAUAAUAGAAAAAUAAUAUUGUUUAAGUGAAUUUUAUUUUUGUUUUAUAAAACAGUCAUUAAACUUAGACAGACAAAAUGUAAAAUAGAGAAAAGGAAAUAGUCAAAUAUCAUCUUUAAAUCCUUGCAUUACGUAUCCAGUGUACAUUUAAAUAUUUUAAAAAUUCUCAUAUUUU